This is a messenger RNA of Penicillium egyptiacum, 1149 nucleotides long. The record is from the annotation of a GenBank genome assembly. Lineage: Eukaryota; Fungi; Ascomycota; Eurotiomycetes; Eurotiales; Aspergillaceae.
AUGACCGACCUAACACCCACCCUCAACAACCUGCUUUCAAAGCAAGGCUCAUCAAUCCCCCAAACGAGAAACCCCUACACAGAAACUGCCGACGAGUUCCUAAAGGAGGCAUACCGAAUCAACUCACAUAUCAACUCUCUCCUCCAAUACCUACAAUCAAUCCGCCACGCCUACCUCUCAACAACACAACCACAACGCCGCAACCUAAACCCAAAUAUCAACUCCAAAAAUGCACCAACUGCAACCCCACAAACAAACCUUACAGACCCCGAGCGUGACGCAGUCGACACAUCAACAGCCCUCCUCCUCCGUGACCUAGCAACCUCAAUCGCAAACCUUUCCUCCGCCGAAACCCUCCGCCAAGAAACCUCCUCCACCCUCCUCCACAAGAAAUACGGCCACUCCGCCGCAGGAGCGCUCAUCUGGCGUUGGGCCAGCGGAAGCGGCGCGCUUGACAACAGCGCCGACGAGGGUAAAUCCGCGGAGCAGGUGUGCGCAGAGGAGAGCGCGCGGUCGACAGCGACGGUCCGCGAGAGCGUACUUUGGUUCCUGAGGCGCGGGCUUGAGAGUGCUGUCGGUGCGCAACGUCGGAUGGUCGAGAAGAGGAUUGAGAGGGUGCGGGAGAAGGAGAAGAGUGUGCUUUAUAAGGUCAGUGCGGGGAAGCCUGCUGGGAAUAUGGCUCGGAACGGGUCUGUUUCUGUGUCGGAGAGGGGUGGUUCUGGAGUUAGACCUGGGGGUGCGGGUGCGGGCUCGUUUGAUCCUGCUUUCCAGCCGCCUGAUGCGGCGGUUCUGAGUGAGGCGGAUACGGCGCAGAUCGAGGCGCAGCUUUCGCCAGAGCAGUUGCAGCUUUUUGCUGAGGAGAAUGAUUCUAUGCUUAGGCAUUAUGAGGAUACGUUGGGGAAGGUCCAAAAUGCCGAGAAAUCUCUCCUGGAGAUCUCCUCUUUGCAGGAAACACUUGUCUCUCACCUCGCUACGCAGGAGGAAUAUAUUUCCCAGCUUGUCUCGGACGUGGAUACGACGCAAACGAAUGUCGGGCAGGGAAAUCGUGAGCUAAAGCGUGCUACUGAGCGACGGAGUACGGCGCAGGCCGUCUUCUGGGGUACCGUCGGAUUGUGUACCUGGCUUGUGGUUUGGGAUUUGGUCUUUUAA